GUUGUUGUCCGGGGAGACGGAGGCGCACAUGUCAAGGAUAUCCUGUUCUCUACUCCUGCCGAACCAUGGCGCUGUCAUCUCCACAUCUCCCCCGUACUUGUGCGACACCCUAGCUCCGUCUCAUAUAGCCCAUCAUAUUGCUCAUGGAUAUUGCUGGCACACUUCGGGGGGUACGAAAACUCAUUCUCUCGCAUGGCGUCCACGACUUGCCGGGUCAAGCGCUACUGACGCAAGCCAGGAUGGUCCUCCAUUAUAUUAGGACUGUAUCGCGCUGGUUGAGGUUCGCUUCAAUUCACCACCUUGCAAUCUCGAUCUUGUGCCGUCACUUUAAUAUUGUCUUCGUGGAGUACCAGCCAACAUGCCAAGUCCAACCGAUGCCACAGUGAACGGCCACAACAACGGCCAUAUCAAAAAGCCCACUCAAGAAGCUUUCACCAACAACCAUGUCGCGAUCGCUCCCAACGACCCGGAGGAGGUACCUGGACUGCUGAAGAGAAUCGCGCUGCACGGGGAGGCUUACCUCAUAGAGAAUGACGAGCUCGAAAGGACCAAGAUACUGAAUUCCGCCCGCUCGCUGGUGUAUGCCUUGGAGACGCCGCGCGAGGCAGUCAUCCGACACUGCUGGUCUCAGAGCGCGCUUUACGCGGCCAUUGAGAUAGGAGUAGACCUGGAUCUUUUCACGGCGCUGUCGCGGGAUGACAGGUCCAAGUCUGCAGCUGAGCUUGCAACGGCGACCGGGGUCAGCCGGGUGAUGCUGUCACGCAUCCUCAAGCAUCUAGCCGCAAUGGGCGUCAUCAAGGAGUCCGGACCAAACGAAUACCGCCGGACCGGGUUCUCUAUCUCCAUGCAGUCGCCUCGUUACAGCGACGCCUACCCAUGCAUGACCGGUUGCGUCACAGCAGGAGUGCUCGCUCUCCCCGCCCACCUCAAAGCAACCAACUACAUGCUCCCCAACGACGGCACCAAAUGCGCCUUCCAGCGCGGCUUCGACACCAACCUCCACUUCUUCGAUUUCCUGAAACAGCACCCCCAGCACGCCAGCGAGUUCAACAAUCACAUGUCCGUCUACCACCAAGGCCGGCCCAGCUGGAUGGACUUGGGGUUCUACCCCGUGCAAACCCUGGUGCAGGAAGCCACCGUGACCCCCGACGAUGUCCUACUAGUCGACGUCGCCGGCGGGAUAGGCCACGACCUGUCUGAAUUCCACCGCAAGUGGCCCGACUUGCCUGGUCGACUGAUCGUGCAGGAAUUGCCCGAGGUCGUGUCCCAAGCGCGCGAGCUGAACCUGAACCCGAAGCUUGAGCUGAUGGAACAUGAUUUCUUCGAAGAGCAGAUCGUCAAGGGCGCAAGAGCAUACUACAUGCAUUCCAUCCUGCACGACUGGACCGACGACAACUGCCGCCGCAUCCUGGCGAACCUCGUCCCCGCCAUGCGGAAGGGCCACAGUAAGCUCCUUAUCAACGAGAAUGUCAUCCCCGAGACGAACGCGUACUGGGAGACCACGAGCCUGGAUAUCAUCAUGAUGGCGGACUUCUCGUCGAUGGAGCGCACGGAGAGCCAAUGGCGGGCGCUGGUGCAGUCCGUGGCCGGACUGCGGGUGGUGAAGAUCUGGACUGCGAGGAGGGGGGUCGAGAGUCUGAUUGAGUGUGAGCUUGUUUGAGUGGUUUGGAUCCGCUGUGUGAUUUGCUGGAGGUGGUAGCUUGAGAAUGCU
Molecule: messenger RNA, 1711 nt
Organism: Aspergillus aculeatinus CBS 121060
Lineage: Eukaryota; Fungi; Ascomycota; Eurotiomycetes; Eurotiales; Aspergillaceae
Product: o-methyltransferase
Exons: 5
Coding region: 359-1660 (433 amino acids)
Molecular function (GO): O-methyltransferase activity
Source: RefSeq, a predicted model, not a curated record